GUGACGUCACUCCCGGAGCGGGACUGGGAACUGGAGCUGGAUCGGGAUCGGGAUCGGGAUCGGGACCGGGAGCAGCCCCGCGAGCGGGGCAGGAGCGGGUCCCGCCGCUCUGCCCGCCCUGGGAUGAUCCCGUGCCUGUGGGAUGGACGGCAGCACCUUGCCAGCAGUGGCAGAAGAGCUCCUGAGAGAGAUCAAAAAGGCUUUUCAGGAGACCUCGCAGGUCCCUGAUGACCUGCUGCUGGGGCUGAAGUUCAUUUUUGGCCCAUCUGCAGUCCCAGCUCUGGAUUUGGUGGAUCAGCGUUCUGUCACCCGGCUCAGGUCCCCCAGUGGAAGGAUUCUCUACCAGGUCCUUGGCAGCUCAGGCAAACUCUACACCUGCUACAGCUCCUGCCACUUCUGCACCUGCCCUGCCUUUGGGUUUUCUGUGUUGCAGAAGAGUGAGAGCCUUCUGUGCAAACACCUCCUGGCUGUCUACCUCAGCCAGGCCUUGGGAGCCUGCCAGGAGCUGGCUGUGUCUGAGGAGCAGCUCACAAACAUCCUCCUGGCUGAGGAAGAGGAUGAAGGAUGAAGAAUUUGGAUCACUCCUAGCUGUGUAACUGGCAUUUUUAAUAUCUACAAGGCUGUCAAAUGCUCAUUGAGGCUGGUAGAGCUCUUCCUGUGCUGCAGCCAAGUGUGACAUUAAUUAGCAGCCUGGCACUGAUAAAUUAAUUAAUUAGG
This is a messenger RNA of Camarhynchus parvulus, 717 nucleotides long. RefSeq names its product zinc finger SWIM-type containing 7 (gene ZSWIM7). Gene Ontology annotation, molecular function: zinc ion binding. The coding region runs from base 143 to 568 and encodes 141 amino acids. The transcript has 6 exons. The record is from RefSeq and is a predicted model, not a curated record. Gene Ontology annotation, cellular component: Shu complex. Lineage: Eukaryota; Metazoa; Chordata; Aves; Passeriformes; Thraupidae. Gene Ontology annotation, biological process: double-strand break repair via homologous recombination.